Messenger RNA from Rhizoctonia solani, 1389 nucleotides. RefSeq names its product Endoplasmic reticulum vesicle transporter. The transcript is spliced from 9 exons. The coding region runs from base 1 to 1389 and encodes 462 amino acids. The record is from RefSeq and is a predicted model, not a curated record. Lineage: Eukaryota; Fungi; Basidiomycota; Agaricomycetes; Cantharellales; Ceratobasidiaceae. Gene Ontology annotation, biological process: endoplasmic reticulum to Golgi vesicle-mediated transport; retrograde vesicle-mediated transport, Golgi to endoplasmic reticulum. Gene Ontology annotation, cellular component: endoplasmic reticulum membrane; COPII-coated ER to Golgi transport vesicle; Golgi membrane.
AUGCCCGUUGCUCUCCGUUGUGUUCUUUCUUCCUCCUACCACCAGGCGUUGCUGUAUCUGCCGGCCAGUAUAAGCGCGAACAAUAUGGCACGCGGAUUGCUUAGAGCGUACGUUGGAUUGGAUGGCUUUGGCAAAACAUUGGAGGAUGUCAAAGUCAGAACUCGAACAGGUGGAUUCCUCACCCUCAUUUCGAUGGGAAUAAUUCUCAUAUUCACCAUUAUUGAGAUUAUUGACUAUCGACGAAUUGGAAUGGCCUCGGAUAUUAUCGUCGAUGUGUCCCGUGGUGAACAGAUCUCUGUUAACAUGAACAUCACAUUCCCUCGUGUCCCAUGCUACCUCCUCUCUCUGGACAUCACUGACGUUUCGGGUGAUAUUCAACAAGACGUGAGCCAUCACAUACUCAAAACUCGCCUCGAACCUUCUGGUGCAAUGAUUCACGAGAACACACUCAACUAUCGAAUUAAAAGUGAGGUCGAACAUACCUUAUUAAAUAGACCCAAGGGCUAUUGUGGAUCUUGCUAUGGUGGCGAGGAGCCCGAAGGUGGAUGUUGCCAGACAUGUGAGAGUGUCAGGCAGGCAUAUCUCACCAAGGGAUGGAGCUUCGACGACCCGAACAUGAUCGAGCAGUGUGUGGCCGAACAUUGGACAACUUACAUUCACGAACAAAAUACUGAAGGGUGCCGCCUUUCUGGUCGAGUUCGUAUCAAUAAAGUCACUGGAAACUUCCACUUCUCUCCCGGUCGUUCGUUCCUCUCACAACGGGGCCAUGCUUACGACCUCGUACCAUACCUUAAGGAUGGUAAUCACCACGACUUUGGCCAUUAUAUUCACGAGUUCCACUUCGAGGGGGAUCGAGAGAUUGAAGAUCGGUGGAGGGAAGGAAAUCGUGGUACCGAGUGGAGAGCGCGAGUCGGGUCAGAUAAACAACCAUUGGACGGAGUACAGGCGCAUGUAUCUCAAUACCGAUCGGGCAACUAUGAUCCCGAGCAACCUUCGAACUGGAUGUUCCAGUAUUUCCUCAAGGUGGUGUCGACCGAGGUUAGACACCUUGAUGGAGAUCUAGUCCGUGCGCACCAGUAUUCGGUCACAAAUUAUGAACGAGAUAUCCGACCAGGCCAUGAAUUCGAUCCUCUCCGUGAUGCCAACGGCAUCAAAACCGCUCAUGGGUACGAAGGUCUACCCGGAGCAUUUUUCCAUUAUGAGAUCUCGCCAAUGUUGGUCGUUCAUACAGAGACCAAAAAGAGUUUCGCUCAUUUGGUGACUUCUCUGUGCGCGAUCGUUGGGGGUGUAUUGACUCUUGCGUCCAUUGCCGAUUCGGUGGCGUUUGCGUCCUUGAACAAAAUAGAAGAAACAAACGGACACGGGUCAACUAAUGGAAACUACAUGUGA